This is a messenger RNA of Podarcis raffonei (Aeolian wall lizard), 1468 nucleotides long. It is a transcript of the gene SF3B6, whose product is annotated as splicing factor 3b subunit 6. Gene Ontology annotation, molecular function: mRNA binding. NCBI's taxonomy places the organism in Eukaryota, Metazoa, Chordata, Lepidosauria, Squamata, Lacertidae. Gene Ontology annotation, cellular component: ribonucleoprotein complex; nucleus; cytoplasm. The coding region runs from base 155 to 532 and encodes 125 amino acids. The record is from RefSeq and is a predicted model, not a curated record. The transcript has 4 exons.
GGAUGUUCCCCGCCCGCCUUCUUCCGGCGCAGGCGCAGAACGCGGUUGUGGCUGUACUGAGGCUUCGCGGCCCUCUCGCUCGGUCAGUCGCGGCGCCGACGACGCUCCCGUUUCUCUCAGCAGCGGCAGCAGUUUCCCACACAAGGCCGUCGCCAUGGCGAUGCAAGCGGCGAAACGCGCCAAUAUCCGUCUGCCCCCUGAAGUGAAUCGAAUUUUAUAUAUCAGAAACUUACCGUAUAAGAUCACAGCAGAAGAAAUGUAUGACAUUUUUGGAAAAUAUGGACCGAUUCGACAAAUCAGAGUAGGAAAUACUCCUGAAACUAGAGGUACAGCCUACGUUGUCUAUGAAGAUAUCUUUGAUGCCAAGAAUGCUUGUGACCAUCUGUCAGGAUUCAACGUGUGCAACAGAUACCUUGUUGUCUUGUACUAUAAUGCAAACAGGGCAUUCCAAAAGAUGGAUACAAAGAAGAAGGAAGAGCAGCUCAAACUUCUGAAGGAGAAAUACGGAAUAAAUACAGACCCACCAAAAUAAAAAAUAUAACCUCUAUGAGGAACUGGCUUUUUUGGACUUUUUUUUUUCUUUUAAAAAAAUCCUAUCGGUGUUUCUAAACUAAGUGCCCCACAAAAUGUUCAUGAUUAGUUUGGAGCAAGGACAUUUUGGGAUGCUAGAUUUAGUGAAAACAUAGCUUUAUAAUCCCAGUUUUGGAAAGACUCGUGACUGCCCUAUCGUUAUGAUACUUGGCACUUUGAAAUUAAGGUUAGCCAUAGAAUUUGGUACACUUUUGUAGAAAUCUCCUACAGCUCAGAGCCUUAUAAAAAGCUUUUUGAAUAUUUAAUCAAUAUAAUCAUUACAGUUGUGAGAACAUGUAAAACAUUCCGGGAUAAAAUUCUGUAUUUAAUCUGUUAGGAAAGUACACUUAUUUUGUGUUUUGGUUUCAUAAAUGUAUUUUCACAAUUUGUCUUUUUCAGUGGCAUGAAGAUAUGCUUUAAAAAGAGCUGCAAGUAGGGAAUGAGGUUUGCAAGUGAGAUACUAUGCCUAGUGUUCAUCUAACCUUAGGGAAGAAUUCAGCUUGAUGUCUGGUGCAAUUAGGGUAGUGAACUGGCUCCAAGAUGUAUCUUAAAGAGUUUUGUUACAGAGAAUAGCAGAGCUCAUUUGGCAUUUGCUGCAGUGGUCUUAUUUGCUUGGGCUGACCCACUAUCUUGGGUUUUGAAUCCGUAAUUCAUCUGCAAGGACGACUAAAACGACAAACUCAUCUCUGCAGUGAAGCUCUUCAAAAGAGGAAAGGAGUUCUAGGCUUAUUGUGUCCAUCCAGAGACAGUGUCAAUUUUUUUGACAAUGUUUUUCUGGUCUGGCUUUUCAUUUUGCUGUUAAUAUUGCUUGCUCUUCUAAGUGACAGACAUAACUUUAAAAUUAAGUUUUAACUUUGUUCAUUUGACAAAUAAAAAUAGUAUGCCAUUUUCCUUUUAA